Durio zibethinus is the source of this 859-nucleotide messenger RNA. The record is from RefSeq and is a predicted model, not a curated record. NCBI's taxonomy places the organism in Eukaryota, Viridiplantae, Streptophyta, Magnoliopsida, Malvales, Malvaceae.
CCCACCAUACCCCCUUUCUUUCUUCAGCUCUCCCAUCCCUCCUCACCUACCCUACUUCCCUUCAAUUAUAUUUCCCUCUAAAUUUUGAUAUAUAUUUGACCAGAGAAAGAAAACAAAAUAUGUUUGAUUUUGGAGAUGAACUAACAAUUGAAAGCUACAGAAUUCCAUGGCUAAUAUGGAUCCAAAUACUUGUCAUGUUCCUUCUCAUGCUUCUUCUCUAUGGCUUCAGCCUCUUCGCUUUGGAUCUCCCCGACUCCGCUUCUGCUUCCGUUUGCUCUGAAUCCCACUUAGAUAAAACCCCUGUUUUCAAGCAUAAUACAAGACUUGUCUCCACUUGCUUCCGGGCUUCCCAGCAUAAUACAAGACUUGUCUCCACUUGCUUCCAGGUUUCCCAGGUUGGAGAAAACCAGAGUAUAAAGGGUGAGAUAGCCAUAGGAACAAGCAGAAGUAUAGUAAGAGGAGGAGAAGACAGUGUAGAAAAGGAGAGAUGUUCAUCAAAGGAAGCAAAUCAAAAUUGUUAUCAUCCUUGUCACUAUCUCAGGCUUGCUAAGCUUGCAUUUCUCAAGUGUUUGGGUCUGGAUUCCUAGUCUGAGAGUAGUUCAACAACUGAACAAAGAAUCCAAAGAUACUAUUCAUAUUAUUAACAUGUCUAUAAUUAUUUAUUAGCUUAAUUUCAUUCAUUCAGCUUCACUAAAAUUUAAAAUGUUGGUCUACAUGGAAAAUUUCCAAAUUUCCUCUUUGAUCAAACUAUCUGAGAGCAUUGCAAAGAGGGUUGAAAAAAAAAGAUUACCCUACCAAUUCUCAUAUCUCAUAAUUUGGUUUAAUUUAACAUUAUUUUUUGUGAUUGAAAAAAAUUGGA